Molecule: messenger RNA, 1015 nt
Organism: Erigeron canadensis
Lineage: Eukaryota; Viridiplantae; Streptophyta; Magnoliopsida; Asterales; Asteraceae
Exons: 2
Coding region: 76-744 (222 amino acids)
Cellular component (GO): chloroplast thylakoid membrane
Source: RefSeq, a predicted model, not a curated record
GGUUUAUUUUGGCUGCCAUUCUAUUCUUUUCAAUCCAAGUAUUUUAUUAAUGGUUGGAACGUGAAAAUUAAUCCAAUGGUUAUUUCUUUAAAUUCAUUCCUACCCGGCUUCAAUUCCACAGUGGUUAAUAAUCAAAAUGUCCCAAGAAUGUGCUUAGGAGCUUCAAUUAAUAAAGCCCGCCAUUACUCGUCCCCUUCUAGAACUCUUCUUUUCAGUAGACCAAUACAUACAAGAAACGGAGCAUCUCUUUUAGUUGCAAACAGUGACCGCCUUGCAACAGAAACCAGUGACAAGACUACAGAAUCCGAGCCUGUAUCAAAGACCCCCGAGCCUUCUAAUGGGUCCGUCUCUGCCUCUGAACCGACCACAUCUGAUACCGACGUAAACACUCUUCCAAAAAGAUCAAAGUUAACAGCAAGGGAGAAAUUAAAAGCUGCAAGAGUCCGCAGUCGUGACUCAGAACCAAAGGCAGCUAAAAAACAAGAGCUUGGGAGCACGGUGCUGGAAGCUCUCAGAGAAAGUGAUAGAGUUACUGGGAAAAAGAGAUCCGGUCUUCCAGAAGCACCCGGGAACCUACUUGAUGAUAGCAAACGUGGAAUGCCUCCAAAGGGCCUGACCUUUGAGCUACCAGUUGGUUGGGAUGUGUUUCUUAUUAUCCUUUCUGUGGUCGUGAUCAGCACCAUCAUGUUUACAACAACUUACAUCGUUUGGAAAGUUGGCGCCAUUCAUUUUAAUGAGUACUAGAAAACAGAUGGUUGCUUGCUUAUACUAGAUGUUUGCGUCAAUGGGGAUCGCUGGCCCAUCCCAUUAGGUACAUUUCUUACUUGUACUAUGAAUUUUUGUUUGCAUCUUCUUAAAGGUAAGGCCUAUACUUGAACGUAAACGCUUAGUUUGAUCAAACAACUAUGUACAUUUAAGUGCUAUAAGUGUAUUUUAGCUCAUACCUUCAGUACAUGAGAACAUUCCAGUUGAAAUAUUAUUAUUGUCUGAUAAUGUACAUUGGCCAUUUUUAUCA